This is a messenger RNA of Plasmodium vinckei vinckei, 9501 nucleotides long. RefSeq names its product conserved Plasmodium protein, unknown function. NCBI's taxonomy places the organism in Eukaryota, Apicomplexa, Aconoidasida, Haemosporida, Plasmodiidae. The transcript has 2 exons. The coding region runs from base 1 to 9501 and encodes 3166 amino acids. The record is from RefSeq and is a predicted model, not a curated record.
AUGGAUUUAAACCCUAACUCCUUAAAAAUGGAUAAGAAGUAUAUCAAUGACUAUAAUAGUUUAGAAAAAAAUUAUUAUUUUAUGAUAAAAGAGUAUGAAACUAUAUCAAGUUCAAGAAGCAACAUUGCAAAUUUUCGGAUUAUAAAAAAUUUGCUAAUCAUAAACAGUAUAAUAGAUGGAGUGAAAAAAAAACAUCUUAUAGAAACUUUUGAAAAUUUGGAUAAAAACUUAGUAUUAAUAUUAAAAAAAAAUAAUCACAAUUUUAUUUUAAAACUAUUAAAAGUAUGGUAUAUAAAACUAUAUGCAUGUAUAGACUAUAAUAUCAAUAAGCAUUUUAAUGAAAUAUUCGAGAUUACUUUUUAUAAAAGUUUAUCUAAUCCCCUUUCCGAAUCAAAAAUCAUAUAUGAAAACUUAUCAAAAAAUGUAAUUUUGCUAACUUCUUUGGUUUUGUCUAAAUUCAAAUCAGCGAUAAUCCCUCAUAUUCCCUCCUUAAUCGAAUACUCAAAAAAGGUAAAGCGAUCAAACAAUGCAGAAUUGAAAUAUUUUUAUUUUUUGUGUAUGAAUAAAAUAAUAAAAACACUAUCAAUAAAUAGUGUAGAAAGUGAAAAAAUAUAUAAGCUUAUGAAAAGAGAAAUAAGUGAUAAAGAAGAAUUGAGUCAAAGUAAAAUAAUAAAAUGCCUUAGAAAUAUUUUUAUAGUUCAUCCUGAAUAUUCUAUUAUAGAAUGUGAAUAUUUUAUAAGUUAUAUAAUUGAUAGUAUAAAUUUUAAUAAAUACAAAAAUAUAAUAAAUGUUAAAUAUAUUAUUAAAUUGGCUAGUGUUAUAUUCAGUAAUUUGGUUAAUAUAAAAUAUAAUAAAAGUAAUAAUUUAUUAUUAAUUAAAAAUAAUGUAAAAGAAAAUAUUGAUGGUAUAGAGGAUAUACCUGAAAUAACAAACAAUAAAUUUUAUGAUAAAAAUAAAAGAAAUGAAUAUGAUGAUGAAAAAAAAAAAUCCUAUUUUUUUACAGAUAUUUUAAAAAUAGCAACAGAUGAAAUUAUCUCAAAAAUAAAUAAAAUAAAAGUAGAAGAAAAAGAGGAACAAAAUUAUGUUAGCCCAGAAAAUAUUAAUGGGUUUUUCUUUCAAAAUAAUAACGAAUUUAAUAAAAAAAUUAUAAAAAAAAGAAAAAACCCUUUGUCUAUUUAUAAUUUCCAAUCAUUCAUUAAUUAUUUCAAAAAUAUUAUAUUAAAUAUUUUUUCAGAUACUUAUCAUGAUUACACAUGGGUAAAGAAGUUAUAUUUUUUAAAAGUCCUUGAAAAAUAUAAUUAUUUUGAUGAAGUAGUAUUAUAUAGUUUUCUUAUCAUGAGCAAUGCUCAUCGAAAUUGUCAAAAAGCCAAAUUUAAUAAAUAUGAGUUUUUUAAAACCACAAAAAACCAAGAAAAGUUAUCAUCGUAUUCCUCUACAAAUGUUAAUCAAGAUAAUUUUAUAAAUCACUUAUUAGAAAUAGAUUAUAAGUUUAUGAUGAAUAGAGAAGAAAUAAAUUGUGAUGAAUUAAAUGUAACACCUUCUGAAGAUAAACGAGUUUUAAAAAUAUAUAAUUCUUUGAUCCAUAAUACUUUAUUGAGAAUAAUUUUAUUUGAAUCCUUUAAAAAUGUAUUAUUUUGUUCUAAAAAAUUUUCGGAAAAAUCAAUAAUAAAAAUUAUAAAAUAUUUUCUCAGCCUUAUAAAUACUGUCUGUUCAAAUUGUGCAAAAAAAAAAAACUUAAAAUCCCCUUUAUAUACAAACAAUAUUUCAAACUGUUUUGAAAUAAAGCAUUUGAUAUUUUAUUCAAUAAAAAUAAUAAAACAAUUAAUUAGACACCGAAAAAAAGACACUUAUACAAUAAUAAAAGAAAAAAAAAAAAAGUUACAACGAAAUGAAAAAUGUAAAAAUAGCUAUAAUCAAAAAUAUGAAAAUAAUUCCAAAAACUUUUGUGAUGAAACUAGCGACGAUAAUAUAUUUAUAAGCCGAAAAAAUCACAAAAGUGUAGAAAGAAAAGAAAAAAAAUCUGUUGAUAAAAACGAAAAAGCCUCUAACAUUCCUCGAGAUGAAAAACGUAAAGAUAUGUUAAGAAAAGACUCUUUAAGCAAUUCUACUUGUGUUAAUAAAACAAAUUUAGAAACACAAAAUAUAAGGAAUGAAGAAAAUAGUGAUUGCAAGAAAGGAGGUAAAGGAAAUUAUGAAAACGAUGAUUUAAAAGGAAAAAUAAAUAGUGAUAUAUAUGUGAAAAGGUGUGAUGAGGAAGAUAAAGGGAUAAUGAAAAGAAAGUCAAUGGAGGAUAAUAAUGAUGCAGAUGAAGAGAAUGAGGGAAUAGAAAAACAAUCGCUUGAAGAUUUAAAGAUCCGUAUUUUCUUAGAAAACCAAAUAAAGAAUUAUCUCAUAUUAAAUAAUAACGUAGCAAGUGAUGUAAAUGAAAGAAAAAAAAAUAACAUCAUACUAAAAGUUUUAAUAAUUUUAUAUAAUGAAAUUAUAAUAAAUGAUAAUAUAGAAAAAGAAAAAUAUCGAAAAUAUGAAAAACUUAUUAAAAAUAUAAUAAAUAACAUGAACGGUAUACAUAUUGAUAUAGAUAUAGUAAGAUAUAUUAUAAUUUUAUUUCUAAAUAUUUUUCAAAAAUUCCCAUAUUAUAUAUAUAAUUUAAUAUCACUAUUAGUUAAUUAUAUAACUAUAAUUAAUGCAAAUUUUAUGACCUCUUUAACAUUAGAUACAUUUGAUGAUGUGGAAAAGCAAGUCAGUAUUCUUAUAAUAAGUUCAGUUACAUUAAAAAAAAUUAUUUAUCAAUCUAUAUCAUUUUAUAAAAUAUAUCAUUUAGACAAUUUGAUAGUGUCUAUAUUUGACAUAUGUAAAUUGUUUCUAUCAAAAAGUCAAGUACAUCCAUUAAAAACAAUAAAUGAAUUAAGGAGAAUUAUCUCAUAUUCAUUAAUGCAUUCUAUAGUCUUCAUUAUAAUUAAUGAACUGAUUUCCACUGAGCAUUAUAGUAAAUAUUUUGAUCAAAGUAUAUUAGAGAAAAAAAAUAUUGCUACGACAAAAAGUUUAGAGGUAAAUAAUACCGCUUUUAGAAACUCUUUUUCAAGUUGUAAUAAUAUAAAAUAUUAUAGGGCUAUUUAUCAAAUAUUAUAUGGUAAUGCUAUUUUUCGGCUUUUGAUUGAUAUACUAAAUGAAAUGAUAAGUGAAGUUCAUAAAGACAGAAUAGAGUGUUUUGUUAAAUCUUAUGAAGAGCAGAUUAAAAAAAAAAAAAUGAACUCUUCGAAUUUUUUUCUAGUAGAUAAUUUAUUUAUUUUAGUAUAUGUUUUGAAAAUUAUUUAUAUAUUUUUAUCAUCUGAAAUUGUUACAUUUCUUUUUUUUGAUCAUAUAUACAAAAUAGUAAAUACUUUAUUUGAAUUAUUUCAUAAAUUUCAUCAUAUUACUAAAGAAUAUCAUCAUAGUGAUAAUUUGGAAGAAGAGAAUAAUGAAGAUCAAGUUGCUAAGUCUAUAUCGAAAAAUGACGACGAUGAAGAUACCAAAAAAAUAAAAAAAUAUUUGAGUACAAAUGCUGUAAUUCAAAAAAUGGAGAAAAAAAUUUAUAAUAAAAAUACUACUAAAAAAAAAGAAAUAAAAAUGUUUUACUUUUAUGAAUAUGGUUUUACACAAAUGUGUAGGUUGGUAAAUAUAGAAAACAUUCUUCUCAUAUUUGCUAUAUAUUUAAUAAAAAUUAUAUACAAAAUUACAAUUUUUAUAAAGUAUCAAAAACUUGAAAUAAACUUAGCCCCAGAAAAGGAAACGAAGAAAAAAGAGUUGAAUAAAUGUGAAACAGCCAAAGAACAUAUGAUAAAUUAUUCUAAAUCAAAUGAUAUAAAUAAUUGCAGUGGGAAUAUUGGUAAAUUAAAUUAUCCCAAAACAGAGUCUUUAGAAUGUAAUGAAAGGGAAAAAGAAUUAAUGAACAUAAAUGAAGCCAUAGCAAAAGGAAAGGAAACCGAAAAGGUGUAUUUUGAUUUUUUCCUAAAUUAUAUGAUUGAUUUUGUAAAAAAUAAAGAUAAAAAUGAUUUUAGCAAUUUGAUAAUAAGUAUAUUAAAAAAAGAAAAAAUUAAUUGCAAAAAAAAUAAGAAGAAAGCACAAAAUGAAAUUCCAAGCGAUUAUAAUAACAAAUCCCCAUUAUUAUAUGGCAACAUAGAAAAGUUAGACAUAUUAAAUAUUUUAUCAAACAAUUACAAUACAUAUUAUAAAUUAACAUUAAUCAAUAUAAUUGAAAUCCUCGAAUUAUAUUUAAAAAAAUCAAAAUUUUUCAUGAAAAUUAUUAAAAACAUAUCUAGGUGUAUUUUAAAUGUGGAUUUAAAUAGGAACGAAGUAAUGGUUUAUUUAUUAAUACUCGACAGAUUUUUAAAAAAUCAAGCGCAUAAUAAAAAUAAGGCCAAAUUAUUUAAACACAUAUUACCUAUAAUUAAAUUAUUAAAUCAAAUGAAUAACAACAAUGGCUUAUUGAAUGUGUUAAUCAUAAAACUUAUGGGAUAUUUUAUUAGUCACAAUAAUAGUGAAAUAAAUUCGCAUAUUAUAAAUUUGUCUAUAAAGCUUUAUAAUUUUUUUUCAAAGCACAUGAAUAAGGAAAAUAAUUUAUAUGUUAUUUUUUCCUUUUUAAUUAAUAAUAUAAUUUUAUCCUACUUUAAAAUAAAUGGUAAAAAAAAGACAACAAAAAGGGAACCAAUCAAUUAUUAUCAACAACCUUUUACCCUUGGAAAUAGUAAUAUAGAAAAAUAUAUAAACAUAAAAAAUAAUGAUAAAAUUGCGAAUAAUAAUUCAAUUCUUGAUAUUCCCUUUUUAAAUAUUUCUUCUAUUAUAAAACAAAAUGAAAAGGAAUUGAUUUUUAAGCUCGAUACUUCCAACAUAAAGCAUUGCACUAAUGCUUCUUCAACACAUAUUUAUUCAAAUGGUUUAACAGUAAACCCGAGCAAAAAUAAGAAAACAAAGAAAGGAGGAAAAAAAAAAAAUUUCAUUGCUCAAAAUAAAAAUCCCAAACAAAUCGAUAAAAAGAUAAAGACAGAAAAUGAAGAGAAUAAUAAUGGUAGCACAGUAUUAAACGAAGAAGAAAAUAACGAAAAUGCAUUAAUUAAUGAAAAAAAUAUUUUCAAACUAUUUGAUAUUUUGCUAAAUAUGCUAAAAAUAAUUCCGGAAGAAAAAAAUAUAUUUAUCUACGUUUUAAGAAAUUUUAAUUUGAUAAUAAAAAAAUCCAACGGAAAAAUUAGUGUAGACAGAAUAAAAGAUUGUUUAGACAUAAUUCUGGCAUAUAUAUUGAAAAAUGAAAAUAUGGAUAUUUACAAUUUUAAAAUUAAGAAAGCCAAAUGGGUAUUAGUGUUUUUCAACAAUUUAAUGAGAACUCUUAAAAAGAGAAUAAAAUUGGAAAAUAAAAAAAUACAUGAUACAAUAAAGAAUGAUACAAAUGAAAAUUAUAAAAAGAGUGUAAAACGUGUUAGAAAAAGUAAAAAAUAUUACAAAGAAAUAGAAAAACAAAUUUUUACAAUUUUUGAAAUAAUGCUUAAUUCUUUUGAAAAAAAAAUCAACAAACAGUUUUUUAAGAUAAUUAAUAGCUUGUUUGAUUUGUACAAAAAAAGUAAGAUGAAAAAGUUUAUGACCAAAAUUUCUAUUCUUAUACAAAAGACCAUUUUUGUUUCUAAUAAAACUAAAUUAAUAAAAAAUGCAAGCAUAUGUCUACUAAAACUGAUGAAGAAAAAGAUAUAUAUUCCUAUGCAUGAAAACUUCGAUUAUUAUAUUAUAGCUCUUUAUAAUUUCUUUAUUAAUGAUGAUGAUAAUGACAUAAAAAUGAUAAAGAAAUGUUUAUUUAAUAUAUUAAAAUAUAGGAUACUUAAAUAUGCAUUUUUUAACGUCAAGGAGUGGAUAAAUCUAUUUGAAAAUAUAUUAAAUGUGAAAAAUAUAAUUCAUUAUGAUAUAAAAAAAUAUAACAUUGAAAAUUCUGAAUGUGAUAAAAAUUCUUAUAACAAAAAUUUGGAUGAUACAAAAAACGACAAAGAAAAUAAUUUAUUAACAAGUGAACUAGUAUUAAAUGAGAACAAAAAAAAAAACGCUAUUUUUUACACAUCCAUAUUUAUUGAGAAUUUUUACUUUAACAUUCAUAUAGAUUUCUUGGAUGAAAAUUAUAUAAAAAGAAAUUUAAAUAAUAAAAAAUCAUUAUAUUUUAAUAUAUUUGAAACAAUGAACAUUCAUUACACAUUUUCAUAUCAAACUAAAUUAUUUGUUAUGAAAUUAUUAUUAUUUUUUUUGGAAUCAAUAACAUACUCAUCCUAUAGUUAUAUUCAUAAUGACUCCUAUUAUUCGAAUUAUUUAAAAAAGCGUCUUAAAGAAAUUAUAAUUUAUAAGGAUAAUCAAAAUAAAUUGCCAUCACGUGUUAAAGAAAUAAAAAUGGGUGGAAAAAUGAAUCAGAAUAUAGCCUUUCCUGUUGAUACAAACAAUUUUAAUGAAACAUCAAAUGGGCUUUCUUCUAAUGCUAGUGUUGGGAGCUUUCGAAACUCUAGACAAAAUAGUAAUGAAAAAAAUAACUUCCGAAAUAGAACCCAAGAUACUGAUAGUCUUGAUAAUAAUACAACUUCAAAACAUAUGAUCUAUAAUGACGAAAAGGAAAACACACAAUAUUAUAGUAGCAUAUAUGAAAAUAAAAAUUUAUAUAUAAAAAAUAAGGAUGAAAUGGUAAAGAGACUUGAAAAUAUUGAGCGCAUUAUCGAGAUAAGAGAAUGUUUAAGUAAUUCUCAAAAUAUAGAUAAAGGAAGCUUAAAAAAAAAUGUGAAUAUUGAAAAAAUUAUUGAUAAAUUUUCAUUAUAUGAUAAUUUUGAUGUAUUACUAAAAGUGAUAUUACAUAAUAUAAACUAUGGAAUAAAGUUUUAUAAAUUGUCUAAGCUUUCUAUCAAAGUAUUAAUUGUUUAUUUAAACAUUUUCAAAUUUUCUAAAAUUAUUAUUGAUGAGUUAUCUACUAAUAAUGAAAUUCUUUUAUUACAAAAUUAUGAAAUAAAUAUUUUGGCAUCUUUAAAAACAUAUUUCGAAUCAUUUAAAUAUAUAUAUAUUAAUGAUAAUAACAAGUAUGAAGAUGCAAAUAGUAUCAAAAAAAAUGAACGAAAUGGUGAAGCUCAACAAUUUUCUCAUUUCUUUUUAUAUCCAUUAUUUGAUAUAUAUAAUUUAUUUUUAUUUCUUAAUGAUAUAAAAUUGUGCAAUUCUAACACUAAACUUAUAAAAUAUUUUUUCCAUUUUACAAUAAAAGAUAGUACAAACAAAAUCAGUGCUUCAUUUGGAAAUAGUUGGAGCUGGGAAAGUGGAAAUACCAACAGUAGUGGUUGUCAAAGUAGUAUUGAUAAUUAUUCUGAAGGACUUACCGAAAUAAUAAAAAGUGCUAUUAAAUUAAUGAAUAAAAAAAAUGUAAUAGAUACAUCGCUAUUCUUUUCAGAAUUUGAUGCAUGUGUGUAUUUUCUAUUUAUUUAUAAAUCAUUUUGUUAUUAUAUUAUAAAUAAUGAAGAAGCUCAAAAUAAUUUAACAAAUUUUAACAUGAAUUGUGUUAUAAAAAAUCUUAGCUAUAUUUUAUACGAUACUAUGAUUUUGUAUUUAUGGUCAUCAGAAGCCAAUAAUAGUAAAAUACAAAAUGAAAAGGAUUUGAAUAUUAUUCAUAAUUUCUUUACAUGUGUAAAUGAAAAGGCUCGAUCUUUAUCUCUUUUUUACUUUUCUGCAUUCCCAAUUAUUAUUAAAUUUUUAAAUGUAGUAAGGAAGAAUAUAAUAUUGGAAAAAAAGUAUUAUUUUUUUUUUAGAACAUUUAUUUUGUUCAUACUUUACAUUUUGAAGGAUUGUAUAAAAAAUAUAAAUGAAAAAACACGAGAAAUAUAUUUUUCAUUUAUUUUUAAUUACUUAAUUUCGAUUGGCUGGACUGAAGAUGAAGAUAUUAAUGAGGUAAAAGAAAUUUCAUCGAGAGAUAACCAAAACAAUGAUGCAAAUUAUGAUAGUAAGGACAAUAAUAUAAAUGAACAGAAUGAGAAAUCCAACAACGAUGAGUCUAAUAUUGAAAAUUUCGAAAACAAUGAUCACAAAAAUAUUAAUAGUCUUGAAGAAAUGAAAAAAAAUGCAUUUUUAAGGACAACAUUACACUAUAUAUUAAAAUAUACAGUUUCUUAUAUAAAUGAGAAUAACUUACAUAUAGUAUUAGAAUUUAUAUCAGAGAUACAUAAUAAUAUUAUAGAAAAUAAAAUUGAAAAAAUAGAUAAGGUGGUAAUACAUAAAGUUUACACCCUAAGUAUAUAUGUUGUAAGCAAAUUUUUAAAUAGUAAAAAUAUUAAUAAUGUAGAGAAUGCAAAAUUAUUAUGGAACACAUUUUUAAAUUGUUAUAUUAUUUUAAACAAAAUAAAUGAUAGUAAAUUUAAAGAGAAAAUUAUAUUAUUGUUACAAAAAUUAUUUUUAGAAAAAAUGAACUUAUUAUUAGACGAAAAAUUGUUAAGUAAGUUAUUAAAAUUAUAUUUCCAAUAUUCUUCAAUAAAUAAUAUAAAUAAUUAUUUAACAAAAAUAAAACAAAAUUAUAAUGAACGUAUUAUAGACUUUUUGAAAAGAGAAGAUUUAAAAAAAUUAAAAUUGGAAUAUAUAAAAAUAAUUGUCUUUAUACACUUUGUUAGCUCUACUGAUAUGAUGGAUGAUACAUGUAAGUCUUAUUAUGACAAGCAAAGUUUGGAUUUGUUUAUAUCAAUUUUGAACAUAAUGAAAGGUAUGUAUUUUUAUGGAACAACGUACAAUGAAAUUAGCAGUACUAGCAAUACCCCUUGUAAUAAAAUAAACGAUAUAGACAUCAAACUUUCACACAUAAAUAAUAAUAGAAAACAUAUUAUUAUAUCCUCAAUAAAUAUUAUACAAAAUAUCUUAUCUUUAAUAAAAAAUAAUAAAGAAUCAUUUAUUUUUUAUUUUAUAUGUAAUGUGAUAAAAAAUGGAAUGAUGCCUAUAUUUAUAACAAAUUUUCCAAUAGACAAUACUUCACCAAAUAAAUUAAUAUCAAUCAAUUCCUAUAUAGAAGAUGUUAUUUGUUAUUCAAUAAAAGUAUUAAAAACCCUUUUUGAUGUAUUUUUUAGUAAUUUAAAUAUAACAAAUAAGAUAUUAAUUCCAUUUAUAACCUUUAUUUAUAAAGUUAUAGAUUUAUGCAAAAGGGAAAAUAUAACAAUAACAAAAAGUUAUUUAAUAUAUGAAAUAAGCCAAGAAAAACAUUGGGAUUUUUUAAACUAUCAAAACAACGAACUAAAUAAUUUUACAAAGUAUGAAAUAUAUAUUGCUGAUAAUAAUAUGACCUUAUAUUUUAAAGAAUCAAUUAACAUUUUUAGAAAUAUAGCAUUUAAAAAUCCAAACUUCUUUAAAGAUAUUCUUUCUCUUAUAAAUGCAAAAGAAAAAUUACUCAUAUAUAAUUUGAUAAAGGAAUCUAUUGAUUUAGAAAAACAAAAUAACCAAAAAGGUAAAAGCGUUGGAGAGAAAUUAGAUUUUAGUUUUGUAAAUUAA